GCGCGAGACCAUACUGGACUAGAGGGCGCGGCGCAGUGUAUCCUGGGUCGGUGUAGCCAUGGCGGCCCGUGUCCUCUGUGCCUGUGUCCGCCGCCUGCCCGCGGCCUUUGCACCUCUGCCCAGGAUUCCCACGGUGGUCGCAGCUCGGCCGCUCAGCACUACCCUGUUCCCCACGGGAGCCCAGGAGAGGCCUGGGGCCCUGCAGCCGGCCUUGGUGCUCGCGCAGGCUCCCGGCGGAGUCACACAGCUGUGUCGCCAGUAUAGUGACGCGCCCCCUCUGACAUUAGAGGCGAUCAAGGACCGUGUCCUUUACGUCUUGAAACUCUAUGACAAGAUCGAUCCCGAAAAGCUCUCAGUAAAUUCCCACUUUAUGAAAGACCUGGGCUUAGACAGUUUGGACCAAGUGGAGAUUAUCAUGGCCAUGGAGGACGAAUUUGGGUUUGAAAUUCCUGAUAUAGAUGCGGAGAAGUUAAUGUGCCCACAAGAAAUUGUAGAUUACAUUGCAGAUAAGAAGGAUGUCUAUGAAUAAAGUAUCAGACCCCUUUUCUUCACUGAAGAAAACUCAGAAGAUGCUGGCAGGUGUCUGGAAGUGAGAACACAUUCUGCAUCACUGCUCCCUGGGACAGAGUAAUUCUGUUUAGACUGUAUUUAAAUUGUCUUAAGUGUUUUUGCCCUUUGAAAAUAAAUCUAUUAAAGCCAA
Molecule: messenger RNA, 700 nt
Organism: Phacochoerus africanus (Common warthog)
Lineage: Eukaryota; Metazoa; Chordata; Mammalia; Artiodactyla; Suidae
Gene: NDUFAB1
Product: NADH:ubiquinone oxidoreductase subunit AB1
Exons: 5
Coding region: 59-529 (156 amino acids)
Biological process (GO): fatty acid biosynthetic process
Cellular component (GO): mitochondrion
Molecular function (GO): acyl carrier activity; acyl binding
Source: RefSeq, a predicted model, not a curated record